Molecule: messenger RNA, 384 nt
Organism: Lodderomyces parapsilosis
Lineage: Eukaryota; Fungi; Ascomycota; Pichiomycetes; Serinales; Debaryomycetaceae
Exons: 1
Coding region: 1-384 (127 amino acids)
Source: RefSeq, a predicted model, not a curated record
AUGUACUCAUCCACAUCAUUCACCAACUACUUUUCUUCCCUUCUCGGUGCCACCACCACCACCACAGCCAAAACAGCCGACCCGGCAAAAGAGAAACAACAUGACUCAACUCCUAUCCCCAAGUCAUUUAUCAUCAGCACGCCCGAAGAGAAAAUCAUUCGUAUUAAUAUGAAGAGUGUUAGACUCAAAGCUGAUGAUGGAAACAGCAAGAGCAACGCCAAAGGCAAAGAUAAUGGAAACAACGGGAAAGACGGAGUGGACACUUCUGCGGGUGCCGCUGAAACCGAAGUCGAUGGCGACGAUGAGGAUUUCAUAUCGAUUAACAAACGCCAAUUGACUUAUGCCGAAGUAGCUGCAAUUGCUGUUAAACUGGGUAGAAAGUAA